ACAGAGCGUUUCGCAGCAGUAGACAAAUUGUCAAUCUCGUCAAUUCGGUCGAGUGUGUUUGUUGAAAAUCGUUCUUCUGCGUUAUCCGCACUACGAACGGGUUUUUUUCGUUACCGCAGCUUUUAUUCCGUGUGUCAAUUCAACUCCAUCGUCAGUGUUUGUGCGUUUUGUGUGUGGUAAAGAAAAAAAAUAAAUAAACGUCGUGCUCAGCUGUGUGGUGUCUUCGUAAUCGCGACAAGAAAAAUAAGAAAAAUAGAGUUAUAAGGUUCGGCGCCGGAAUAAAUACAAAACCAUAAAACCAUCAUCCCCGUAAGCACCCGCAACAGUAGCAGAAAUCAAUAGCAAUUCAGCAGUAACUGGCUGGAGAGAAAAGUGUGCCAAGUGACCUGGUGUGACGUGAAAUAUCACGAAAAGCGCAAAGGAAACAUCAAGUCGCUGGAUCGCAGUAACCAGACCGCUCGCCUAGCACCAGCCUCGUGAAAAGUGGUGGAAAACUGGCUCACAAGUAGGCUGGAAAAGAUAAAAGUGUGGUGUAUGUUUCGUCGAGAAGUGGGGGGACCUUCUUGACGCGAUCUUGUGACCAGGAGUGGCGAUCAUCAUCAUCAUCUGCAUCGUUUUCAACGAGCGGUCGCCUCUCUGUCUGUGCCGGACGGGUUGUGUUUUUUGUGAGUGUCGUGUACCACUGUUUAGUGAUUUGGUGUCCCGAUGAAGGUUUUAUUCAUCAGUGUGUUUGAUUAACAUCACGAGAAAGAAUAAAGAAAGCAAGAAAAGAAAACAGGCGAAUCGUGACAUCGUGUGUAAUUUGCGCUAUCCAAAACCAAUCGAAACCAAGCACCAAGUAGCACAAGUGUGACUUCUGCUGCUUUGCUCGUUGUGUUUGCCAGAUUGUUCCGCCACCGCUUGCAGAUACAUACCUCACAAACAACAAAACUCUACAUCAGCCAAAAACUACACCAGCAGUUGUUGCAGCUUUAAUGGUGAACCGUCAAAGCAACCUGAAACCACAAUAGGUAGAGCCUUCUGCCCGCCCGCCCGCCUGCCUGUUAAGGGCAAGUACACGACUCCGACUUCAGAGUGUCGGAACCGGAUUGAGUGAACUGGAGUGUAAAGCUGAAUUUGCUGAGAACCCGACUAAACUAAACACCCGUGGGAAGAAGUGUGGAUUGCGAGGAAAAAGUGUAUCGGGAGAACGGCGGGAGUCGCAGGAUACUUCCCCAAUGAACAUAGGAUAGAUCUUGUCCUGUAGCACAAACAAAUACGUCGCACUCAGAAAGAAUCAUCGCCAUCACCGGGGGAGCUGUUCUGUCUUCGCUUGGUGGAAGAAGGAAGCGUGGCAGGAUAUCGAACGGAUCGCGCCAAUAGCGAACGACGCACACCGGUCCCAACCAUUAACGACGGAGACGGAGGGUUCCCGGGAAACAUCGCACCCCAUCUAGACGCUGGCUCGCAACGGUGAAGCCCGGGGGGCCGAGUCUCCCGAUACGUCACCGGAAGGUGGUGCCACCUGCUGGUGGGCCCCGUGGUCAGCGAUGGGUUGCUUCGGCUCGGCCGGAUCGAAACAGUCGGACUCGAACAGCUCCGAGGACACGAAGAGCCAGAAACGGCGCAGCGAUGCCAUCACGCGGCAACUGCAGAAAGACAAACAAGUGUACAGAGCCACCCAUAGACUGCUACUACUCGGAGCCGGUGAGUCUGGCAAGUCCACGAUCGUGAAGCAGAUGAGAAUACUGCACGUGAACGGGUUUUCCGAUAGCGAGCGGAAACAGAAGAUAGAGGACAUUAAGAAGAACAUUCGCGAUGCUAUCUUGACAAUUACCGGAGCGAUGAGCACGUUGACGCCACCUAUUCAAUUAGAGAAACCGGAAAAUCAGGCACGAGUAGACUACAUUCAAGAUUAUGCGUCCGGUCCGGAUUUCAAUUAUCCUCCGGAGUUCUACGAGCACACCGAAGAGUUGUGGAAAGAUCGCGGCGUCCAGCAGACCUACGAGCGAUCGAAUGAGUAUCAAUUAAUUGAUUGUGCUAAAUAUUUUCUGGAUCGUGUUAGUGAAAUCAAACAGCCUAACUAUACUCCAACCGAGCAGGAUAUCCUGAGAUGUCGUGUGCUAACGUCCGGCAUUUUCGAAACUAGGUUUCAGGUUGAUAAAGUUAAUUUCCACAUGUUCGAUGUCGGCGGGCAGCGCGACGAGCGACGUAAGUGGAUCCAAUGUUUCAACGAUGUCACAGCAAUCAUCUUCGUGACGGCGUGCUCUAGUUAUAAUAUGGUCCUACGCGAAGAUCCCACCCAGAACCGGCUACGGGAAUCGUUGGAUCUAUUUAAAAGUAUUUGGAACAAUCGAUGGUUACGGACUAUCUCAGUCAUAUUGUUUUUAAACAAGCAAGACUUACUGGCGGAGAAGAUCAAGGCCGGCAAGAGCAAACUUUCCGACUACUUUGGCGAAUUCAAUCGUUACCAAACACCAGCCGAUGCUGUUUGCGAGAUGGGAGAAGACCCGGAAGUGAUUAGGGCGAAAUAUUUUAUAAGGGAUGAGUUUUUGCGUAUAUCGACAGCGAGUGGUGAUGGCAAACACUACUGCUAUCCACACUUUACCUGCGCUGUAGAUACAGAAAACAUCAAGAGAGUUUUCAAUGAUUGCCGAGACAUCAUUCAGCGGAUGCAUCUGCGACAGUAUGAGUUGUUAUAGAUAUACUUAAUGAUUUCGAUUCAGCAGCAACUUGGUCGUCUCAUUUUAGUUGUGUCUAUCGUGCGAAAAAUAUCAAACCUAGCCAAACUAUACUAAUUUUAUAAAAAAAAGAAACAAAUAUUUGAUUAGGAAUUAAUCAAAACAAAAAAAGAAACGUGCAAACACAAAAACACACCAUACGUCACAUUCACCCCCUCUCCGUUAAUCCUUCUCCUCACCCAAAACAUACACACAAGUACACACAGUAUGCAAGUUACACGAAUCAAGUGUAAACAACCGGGAAAUACCACACGUUACACUGAGAACAACAACAGCAACAACAACGACGACGAACGAAAUAGGGGAAAUGUGCACCAAGCGGCUGUAAACAUGCUCAGCUAUAGUGAACCUCGGCAGUGGUGUUGUGCAAUUGUGUAUGUGUGUGUGUGAAUGCUGUCCAAGGAUGUAGCUUCAAAGAGUGGAUCACCACGACGAUGCUGAAUCUAUGACAAGAAGGAAAUCAACAACUGCCGUCGAAAACGCGCAAAUUUGCGCAGUAAGCGCAGAAAACCCGGUUGCAUGGGAGACUACUACGAUCACAGAAAGAAACGCGCAUCGCAUGUAGAACAUCGCUCGUUCGAUUCGCAAAACCUCGCGCUAUCCUUGCGACCGGCAUCGUUGGUGACGGUGGAAGGUUGCGGUAAGCUUAUGCUCUUACCCAAAGUAGUGCUAAAAUUACUGCAUCCUUGAGGUAAACUAACAAAACAGAUCGUAAACCAACAAACGGCCAAGGAUUCUUCUCUCAGUGAAUAAUAAACUACUGAGAAAGGAGACGGAUGUAAUUCAGCUAUACAAAUCAGUGUCUCAAGCUUCCAGUACCAGCUUCCGGAUGUAGGGAAAAGAAAAAGUUAAAGAGCGUAAGCAUCGAGUGACAACCGACUUACGCUGCAGCUAUCGAUCGAUCGCAACGCAGAGACAGGAGGGCUGCACGAUCCGUUAUAAUAGGUUCUGGUUCGGAUACUAACCCGAUGGUCGAGCAGAUGAUAUAGUGUGUAGAAUUUCAGUAUUUUCGCUUCCUGUUUUAUAAUACCGCCCCCUGUUUUAAAACUGUUCUUCGCAUCGCAACGGUAUUGUUGGGAUGAAUAUGUUAAACGAUUUUUUUUAUACGCGAAGUUCUUUUAAAGAUUCCCACGAAAACAGCAAAAAUCUUAACUCUGUAUUAAUUCUGUUUCAUCAGCCAUAAGACUCUAUUUCUAUUGUUUAUGUUAGAAAGAAAGAAAGGGGUCUCGCAGCUUUAGAGAGACUGAUCAGCAGAUCGCAGGCCAAUGUGUGUGUGUGUGUGUGUGUAAAGUUAUUAUAGUAGGAUCGUUAUUAUUUUAAAAUUUGUUGUAGCAUUAUGUCAUUGUUUUUGUUUUUAAAUAAUGUUUUAUUUUCGUUGACCACAGAUUGUGUAUAGCUCAUUUUAAAUCGGUUCAAAUCGGCAGAGUCCGGCGUGUGGACCGCAGAAAAGCGAUAUGAAUUGAUUGUUACGUUUUGCAAAAACAUAGAGGGAAAAAUGCUUGUUUGGAUAAUGAUGUACAAAGGCAGAAAUGCGCCCGACCCGGCCGAUGAAGAUGGCCCCGAAUCGUGUCAAACACGUGUAAUCGGUUCGUUUACUUUCAUUUAAAA
Molecule: messenger RNA, 4328 nt
Organism: Anopheles coustani
Lineage: Eukaryota; Metazoa; Arthropoda; Insecta; Diptera; Culicidae
Gene: Galphas
Product: guanine nucleotide-binding protein G(s) subunit alpha
Exons: 12
Coding region: 1530-2681 (383 amino acids)
Biological process (GO): adenylate cyclase-activating dopamine receptor signaling pathway; sensory perception of chemical stimulus
Cellular component (GO): heterotrimeric G-protein complex
Molecular function (GO): G protein-coupled receptor binding; GTPase activity; GTP binding
Source: RefSeq, a predicted model, not a curated record